Molecule: messenger RNA, 2205 nt
Organism: Chrysoperla carnea
Lineage: Eukaryota; Metazoa; Arthropoda; Insecta; Neuroptera; Chrysopidae
Product: cytochrome P450 4C1-like
Exons: 13
Coding region: 1-2205 (734 amino acids)
Molecular function (GO): monooxygenase activity; heme binding; oxidoreductase activity, acting on paired donors, with incorporation or reduction of molecular oxygen
Source: RefSeq, a predicted model, not a curated record
AUGCAAUUAUCACGUGUAUUACCAGGACCACCAUCGUUACCAUUAAUUGGAAAUGCACAUUUAUUUCGUGGUAAUACUGAAGCGAAUAAAUUUCCAAGUCCGUUUAAACUAUGGUUGUCGUAUAGAUUUUUCACUGUGAUUUAUAAUCCAAAUGAUAUUGAGACAGUUUUAAAUAAGGCUUUAGAAAAGGAUCCAAUUUAUGCUCUUACUCGACCAUGGACUGGAACCGGAUUAUUUGCUGCUCCAGUACCAAAAUGGAAAGCACAUCGUAAAGUUAUUCAACCAACAUUUAAUACAAAAGUGUUGGAUAGUUUUAUGGAUGUAUUUGCAAUACAAAGCGAAAUUUUGGUGAAAAUAUUGGAAAAACAAUUGGAUAAAGGCUACUUUGAUGUGUUUAAUUUUAUGAGUCCUUGUACGUUGGAUAUCAUUUGUGAAACAGCAAUGGGCUACAAAAUUUCAGCACAACAAGGUGGAAAUACAAAAUAUGUGCAUUGUGCAUUGAGACAAUUGAAAAUCGAAUUUUUACGGAUGAGCAAAGUGUGGUUACAGCCAAAUAUUAUUUUUAAAUUUACAAAAUUAGCUAGAGAACAAGAAGAAAAUGUUAAAUAUUUACAUAGCAUUACGAAUACUGUGAUCCAGCGCAAAAUUGAAGAUUAUAAGCAACGCAAACAAAAUGAGCUUAACAAUAAUAAAAUUGAGGUUCCUGAUUACAGCGAUAAUGAUACCAGUAGUGGUUAUUCCAAACGAAAAGCAUUUUUGGAUUAUUUAAUUGAGUUGGCAGAAGAUGGACAUAAAUUUUCUGAAACUAGUUUACGAGAGGAAGUUGAUACAAUGAUGAUUGCGGGAAAUGAUACUACAGCGUCUGUGAAUAGUUUCGUUUUGAUGAUGUUAGGAAUUCAUCAAGAUAUUCAAGAAAAAGUAUACGAAGAAAUCUAUAACAUUUUUGGAGAUUCCGAUCGACCAUGUACAAAUGAGGAUGUAAAACAAAUGCCAUAUCUUGAGAUGGUGAUUAAGGAAACGUUACGACUUUUUCCACCAGGCGUUGUAAUUAUGCGUUAUGUAACCAGAAGUUUACAAUUAGAAAAAUAUACAAUACCAAAAGGUGCUGGAACAAUUAUAACAAUAAUGCAUACACAUCGAUUACCAGAUAUUUGGCCUGAUCCAUUAAAGUUUGAUCCAAAUCGAUUUUUACCUGAAGAAUGUGCUAAACGACAUCCAUAUUCAUUUUUACCAUUUAGUGGAGGACCUAGAAAUUGUAUAGAGACAAAUCUUGGAGAGAAAAUGGAUUUUCAGAAAAAAGAUUAUUCAAAAUAUAUUGAUUAUUCGUGCAAAAUAUUAACAGCUUUAGUUCAAUGGAUGGGAAAAGUAUGGCUUCAUCCAAAUUUCAUUUUCAAAUUUUCAUCAAUUCGAAAAAAAAUAGAUUUUUAUCGAGAAUAUAUUCUAUCGACUUCGAAACGAAUUAUUCGUGAAAGAACUAUCGAAAUUCAAGAACAACGAAACUAUGAAAAAGGAAAUCAAGCACAGAAGCCAUUUUUAGAAAAUUUAAUUUUGGCUAAGGAAAAUGGAGCUAGUAUUUCGGAUUAUAAUAUCCAAUGUGAAGUGAAUACGCUAAUUGUGGCUGGCAGUGAUACAACAGCGAAUGUAAUGUGUUACGUUUUUAUGUGUUUGGGAGUUCUUCAAGAUAUUCAGGACAAAGUUUACGAAGAGUUGUAUAGUGUCUUUGGAGAUUCUGAUCGCGAGUGCACAUUAGAUGAUAUAAAAUUAUUGUACUACCUAGAAAUGGUUAUUAAAGAAACAAUGCGACUUUUUACACCUGUGCCAAUGUUAGCCAGAAAUAUUACUCAAAAUAUAAAAAUACAAUCGGUAACAUUACCUCCUGGAACAAAUUGUGUUAUUGGUGUAUUACAAAUGCAUCGAUCUCCAGAAAUUUAUCCAGAUCCAUUGGAAUUUGAUCCAAGUCGAUUCACACCGGAGGAAAUUGCAAAACGACAUCCCGCAUCGUUUAUACCAUUUGGUGCUGGACCAAGAAAUUGUGUUGGUCAAAAAUUUGCUUAUAUGUCAAUGAAAAUAAUUUUAUCUACUGUACUAAGAAAAUAUCGUGUUUAUUCCGAUGUGGAUUUGAAAAAUAUUGAUUUACAAAUGGAAAUAUUUUUAAAACCUGUAAAUGGAUAUCGAGUUCGACUAGAGCCCAGAAACCAAUCGUAG